AUGGCCGAUCACGAUGUUCCCGACUCGACGGAUUGGCUCUCAACGCCUCUUGCCUCCCUUGCCGCUGUUGAAAGCGCAUUGCGAUGUCAAGUUUGCAAGGACUUCUUCCGGACGCCUAUGAUCACGACUUGCUCUCAUACAUUCUGUUCACUAUGCAUUCGAAGGGCAUUAUCUAAUGAGGGAAAAUGUCCGCUCUGUCGGGCACCAGAGCAGGAGCUCAAACUACGGAGCAAUUGGUCGGUAGAGGAGGCUGUAGAGGCGUUCGUGAAGGCGAGAACAGCGACUUUGGAAAUGGCACGGAACCAUGAUGGACAGCGAACAACUUCUAAACGAAAACCUGUGGAGGACCAUCACGAGUCAGGAGAUGCGCCAGACGGCAAGCGGCUACGUUCAUCCUCGCGACUACGAAUCACACGAAAUGCCACGUCUUAUACAACACCCACAGAAGAGGAUGAGAUUGUUGAAGUAUCAGACGAGGAUGAUGAUUUCCAACCAGAGCCAGAGGAUGGUCUUGUUGCAUGUCCAGUUUGCCAAAGCCGGAUGAAAGAAUGGCAGGUAUUCAAGCACCUUGAAACAUGCACGGGUUCUACACCGAAACCCCGUCGGACUAUCGCGAGCAGUUCGAGCCCUGGUGCCGGCCAGCAUCGACAGCAAACACCGACUUUCGAACGUCUUCCUGCGAUUAAUUACUCCAUGUACAAAGACCCAGCUUUGCGUAAGAAGAUGUCAGAUCUUGGAAUUUCGAGCCAGGGCCCCCGCACCCUUCUUCAGCGUCGACACAAAGAAUGGAUGACAAUAUGGAACUCGAAUUGCGAUGCUGCACAGCCCAGAAAACAUCGCGAGUUACUACAGGACUUAGAAACAUGGGAGAAGACUCAAGGAGGCAGGGCUCCAACUACAGGCCGCUCGGCUCAGAAUGCUGCCGUUAUUAAGGACAAAGACUUUGAUGGCGCAGCAUGGGCGGCUAAGCAUGAUGCAUCUUUCCAGGAUCUGAUCAAUCAAGCGAGAAAGACCAGACUUGAGGCCAAAAAGAAGGCCGAGGCAGCGGCAAAGGAGACGGCCACCAGUCUGUCUCAGGAACCCUCAAACUUCAUGGGGUUGCCGUCAAGUACGGCUGAGAUGUCUGCCGACUUAUCCUCGUAUACGGCAAUCCCCAAUGGAUAUUCUCAAAUGCCUCCACAACCUCAAUUUGCUGUCUCACACGAUAGCAACAUGGAUAUGGACAACCAGAGGGCAUAUUCUUACAGAGAUGUGCUCCCACAAGACCCAGCGCUGGGUCAAACAUGGUCACGGAAUGCCGGAAACAAUUCUUGA
Fusarium sp. VM40 is the source of this 1314-nucleotide messenger RNA. NCBI's taxonomy places the organism in Eukaryota, Fungi, Ascomycota, Sordariomycetes, Hypocreales, Nectriaceae. The record is from the annotation of a GenBank genome assembly.